AAUUAUCAAUCAACUGACCCACUCAACUCAAUCUGAUUAGAGUUUACUUUAUUUUUUAUUUUAGUUUUUCACUUUGAAACGACAAUUUAGAAAUUCAGCAGUAAUGGAUAGUUCCCUAUCGAAUUUCGAGCUUACCGAGAGCACCGUCAAAAUUGAUCCCGAUUCGGAAAACGGAUCAGGCUCCGACAAGAGCGAUCCGAUCGAGAUACUGGGCUACGGUGACGCCGAUUCAUCGGGCAGCAAAUCCGAACUCGAUGAUGACUUCGAUAACAACCUGCCCAAAACUGUAACGCUCUUAAAACACGAAAAGACUGGCGCGAAAGUUUACCUCAUCGGCACAGCUCAUUUCAGCAAAGAAUCCCAAGCAGACGUUGUAAAGGUGAUAACGAAUGUUCUUCCACAAGUGGUGGUUCUGGAAUUGUGCAGCUCGAGAACAAACAUAUUGUCGUUGGACGAAGAGACUGUAUUACAAGAGGCCAAAAAUAUAGAUGCUCAGAAAAUAAUAUCGACAAUCAGAACAAAUGGGGUGUAUAACGGUUUGAUGUAUUUGCUGUUGCUCAACAUGAGCGCACACAUUACUAAAGAGAUUGGUAUGGCGCCGGGUGGUGAAUUCCGAGUUGCUUACAAUGAGGCUCAGAAAAUAUCCUCAGAUAUACAUUUAGGGGACCGGUCGAUCGGCAUUACACUCCAAAGGGCACUAGCCAAAUUGAGUUGGUUCCAGACGUUGAAAUUGACUUGGCAUUUGCUCACGUCGAAGGAUCACGUUAGCGCUGAAGAAAUCGAAAAGUGUAAAGAGAGGGAUAUUUUGGCGCAAUUGUUGGCCGAUUUGGCGGGAGAGUAUCCAUCCCUUCGCGAAGUUUUCCUCGACGAAAGGGACGUUUUCUUGGCGAAUUCAUUGCAAUUGGCGGUCGAAGCGAAAUGGAAGCAAGGUCAAGGUCAAACUGAGCCAAUUCGUAUCGUAGGAGUAGUUGGUAUCGGCCAUGUACCGGGUAUCAUCAAGCUGUGGCCGGAAGAUCAGAAUAAAUACAUUAAGGCUCUCGUAGAAAUUCCACCGCCAUCUUUAACAUCUGUAGUCAUUAAACAAACUUGUAAAAUUUCCUUAUUGACUUUCAGCGGUUAUUUAAUGUACAAAUACGUCCCGGUGCCCAGAUUUCUUAAAGACGGUGCUCAGGUUUUUGCUCAAAAAUUAAUAGCUAGUUUAAGGGUGGAGAAUUCCUUUAGAUUAAGUAUAAAAUGAGGUUGGAUAAUUUAAGUGUAAACGAUUUUAAGUAAAACAAUUUAGUUUCGAAGUGGAUUUAGAAAAUGCGCGUUUUUGGAAUGUACUUUGAAGAAUAUUUUUAGAUCUAAUAGCCAGUCUUUUUAAUGCGUUUUGUUCCCAGGCUAAAAAAUAGGGCGUUUUUUCAAUUGGUUAUUUUAAUUUUUGUUUAAUGCGUUAAGUUUUAAAACAUUCAAAUAUUUUAUAAAGAAAAAUGUGAGCACACUCUUGAGGGUGUUAAUCAGGAAAAGGCUGUGCAAUGAAUUUAUUUACUAGAUAAGUGAGAAUUGCUUUGAAAAUAUAUUAUUUAUAUAGUAACAUUCCAAAUUAGUUGUUGGUUUAGGGUUUGCAAACAAACAAUUACAAAUAAAUUACAAUUAUAUUACCAUAAAAUGUACAUGUAUAUAUAAAACUGGAAGACUCUUUGGCAGGAUAUAGGUCAAAAUAUUUGAUAACACUAUUGACUAAAAGGAGAUUGAACCAAUCAGUACAAGUACUUUCGUAUAAAUCGAACAAACUGAAUGUAGCUAAUGAGAAUUCCAAUAAUAUUGGACCCAUUUCCUUUUGGUCAAUGGAUCAUUAUCGGCGAUUAUCCAGGACCCUUAAUUAAGUACUUAUUAUUAAAUUAGGAACUAAUGAGGUGUUUGAAUUUGAUAAUUUUGUAAAAUUACUGUACUGGAACGUCUAAUGCUCCGCAUGUAUAAACUCUGUUAUUUCGAUUCGAUUUGAAAAAAAAACUUAACUUCUUAUUUUGUCUGCUGCACAACGAAAUCCUAAAUUAGAUGCGGAACUGUCCUUCGUAUUGGACGAUCUCGCAGCACAACGGUACCGCCAACAGUACGACUCGUGGCACAAGAACGAUCCGCCUUUUUUAACUUUCGUAUCCUAAAAUGUCGAA
This is a messenger RNA of Phyllotreta striolata, 2153 nucleotides long. The record is from the annotation of a GenBank genome assembly. Lineage: Eukaryota; Metazoa; Arthropoda; Insecta; Coleoptera; Chrysomelidae.